Molecule: messenger RNA, 1044 nt
Organism: Alligator sinensis (Chinese alligator)
Lineage: Eukaryota; Metazoa; Chordata; Crocodylia; Alligatoridae
Product: C-type lectin domain family 7 member A-like
Exons: 10
Coding region: 1-1044 (347 amino acids)
Biological process (GO): cellular response to molecule of fungal origin
Molecular function (GO): (1->3)-beta-D-glucan binding
Source: RefSeq, a predicted model, not a curated record
AUGUUCUUGCCUUGCCCUGACUUCCCAGCCGGAGAUCUCCGAGAAUCUCGGGAGGACCCUGAGAUCCCCGAUUCCGAGAAUUCCGGGAGAAAUCCGAGAGAAUUCCAUGAUUACUUUGUGGACUUCUACAUCCAGAAUUCAGAGUGCGUGGCGGAGAGAAGCCCCAAGAAGGACAACAUCAUCGAAGAAGUGCACAUGGCUGGGAAAAAGGUCAGGCAGCAGUGGAGAGCAGCUGCCCCAGCCACCUACAGCCCAGCCCAGCCCAGGCCUGAAUCACUUCUAGCCAUGUCUAAACCAGCUGCACUGGACCUGCUGGAAAUGCGUGGGCAGGAGGGCACCUCAUCAGAGCUCAGACUAGAAACUCCUCCAGAGCUGCAGAGAGAGACGCCGCAGCAUGCUGGGCGCACAGAGCCAGCCCCAGGAUCUUCCCCAUGGUCCCCCAUUCCACUGAUACUUGGGAUAAUGUUGCUGUGCCUGCUUUUGCUGAUCACUGUCAGGAUCUAUGGUGCCCAGGUCAUGGAGUUGAGCCAAGAGAAGGAAAACCGCAUCCAGUGUCCGGCGUCUUGUCCAGAACCAAACACACGUGUUCCAGGAAGGCCACAGGAUCAACCUCCUGACAACGAAGAGAAGUGUCCGGGACGGUGGAGUCACAGCGAGAGCAGGUCCUACCUCUUUUCUCCUGAAAAAAGACCUUGGGGGCAGUGUAAAUCCUCCUGCAGUUCUCACUCUGCCAGCCUACUCAUGAUUGACAGCCAAGAAGAGCUGGACUUCAUCAAUACAGAGUCAUUUCUUUAUUCUGAAUAUCGGGGAAGCGCUCUGUACUACUACCCAUUCUGGACUGGAUUGUCAUACAACUCUGAAACAAAGAAGUGGGUCUGGGCGGAUGGCACAGCUCUCUCUCCUGGCCUGAUUCAGCUCCCAGACCACAGUCGUGGAAAUUAUGCAGGUGGUGGCUGUGUGUAUGUCCAAGGUGUGGCAUUUAAGAUGGGCAGGUGUGAAGAAACUCAAUUCUGCAUUUGUGAGAAGAUUAAAGCAGCAGGAUAA